GGCUACUACAUUGCCCACGCGGCACAACAUGCCAUCGAGCACUGCUUCACGGUCGUCAUUCAGGGUCCAGGCGCUCCAGUCCAGGCCUUCAACGAUUACAAGGAAGGUGAGAGUCCACCGUGUCGCCUGGAGCCUUUGAGCAAGUUGGAUGCGCUCACUGUGGUGCACGCCCUCUAUCGGGUUGCUCAACCACGCCCGAAGCGUUCCAAGAAACCGAAAAAGAAAUCAAGCAAGAAGAGCAAAGUCAGCCGCAACUAG
Phytophthora sojae is the source of this 258-nucleotide messenger RNA. RefSeq lists its product as hypothetical. The record is from RefSeq and is a predicted model, not a curated record. The transcript has a single exon. The annotation marks the transcript as partial. NCBI's taxonomy places the organism in Eukaryota, Oomycota, Peronosporomycetes, Peronosporales, Peronosporaceae.